This is a messenger RNA of Durusdinium trenchii, 1076 nucleotides long. Lineage: Eukaryota; Dinophyceae; Suessiales; Symbiodiniaceae. The record is from the annotation of a GenBank genome assembly.
CGUCGGGCCAGAUGACGACCACGACGAAGUGGUUUGAAUAUAUGGUGCUGUCAAAAGCUUCAAACCCAGGUUAGGGAGCUUUUCACAUGCUAGUCACUCUGGUCAGCUGGGUGUUUUAAACUUCGAGGACUGUUUUGCAUACAGCUUCUUAGGGAAAGCAGAUUUCUGGCAUGUUCUGGCUUUCCAUCUCGCAGCAGCUUCUCCGCCAAAAAGCCGUGCAUGCCGUGGAUGGGUCAUACCAGCCACAGUUGUCCACGCCAUGGGCAUCGCGGAUAUCCAGGUGACGAGGAAACCCGAAGCUCCCAGUGAUGAUCCCCUCCCCGAUGCUCUGGAAGUGGACUGCCCAAGCGACCGCAAAAGGUCCAAGCGACAGCAAAAGGUGCAGCGUGCGCGCGAACAGCUGCAGCAGUUUCUCCAAAUUCACGGCUUUUCCCACGUGAACGAGCCAAGGAGAACUUUCGGGUUUAGCCUUCGUAGAGAGGAGCUUUAUCCAAUCCAUGUGGCAGCGAAGCUAGGGGACGACCAGAUGAUUCGCUUGCUGCUUUCAGCUGGUGCAAGUUUGGAGCAACAAACUUCCAAUGGCCGCAUUGCAUUGGACUUUGCUGCUGAUGCCGACCGAUUUGGCUCUCAUCGAGAUGUGCUGGGACUGCUGAGAAGUGAAGUGAAGGUGCUCACAGUCCGCAACUUCAUUUGGAGCAGGGAAGGCAUGUGAUGCAGGUUGGUCAUUGCAGGCUACACGGCGGCGCAAGUGUUUAAUGUUUUGUGGAUGGCUGCUGCUUGUGUGCUUCGAAUUCUUUAGUUUUAGGUGCAGAAAUCUCCGCUACUCUGCCAUAUCGGUUCUAAGCUUUUGGACAGAGAGGUGGAGCAAAUGUGUGCCUUUGAUCCUUUCCUCGUUGAAAGCCCGGCUUAAAUAGCUGCUGGGCAAUGCAACAAAAGGCAGGGGCUUGUCAUUCCCGCCGUCAUUUUCGCAUUGGCUCUGCGUCUGAUGAUUCAGAUGCGGGGAAGGCUCAUGACUUUUCGCACGCUCAACCGUGCUCAUUGGGUCGAGUCCAGCUGCACCUCUCAGCACAGCAAAA